UAGCAGCAGAGCUUUACCCAGCUCAAACCUGUCUCUCAGUCUAUUCUUUCCUCUCCCCUUGUCUUCUUUCAAAGUAAACCGGGCUAAUAAGAUUCAAGGCUGGAGGAGGAGCUGAGCUGGAAGAACAGAAACAGCAUUACACACAGAGCAGCCAGGAGAGCUGAUAGAGGCAGACAGCACAGGGAGAAUGUCUUGCCACCUCACCUCCGCCAGUCAGGGAAGGUAAGGCUUAUCGAGGGGACUUACUCAAAGGAAUGACGGAAUGGAAUGUCCGUAGACUUUAACAGGGCACCGGAAUGCCCAUCGACAAUAAUGGAACAGAAUGGAAUGUUCACAGAGAAUAAUGGAAACAAAAUAUUUGAAUUAGAGACAAAUACAUUAGACAUCACGAAUAAAACUUUAGCAGACAUACUCUCCGAGAUCCGUGGAAUUGUUUAGCUAUGGGGGUUGCUGGGUUACCCCCCUGACAAGGCAAUGAUGGCCACAGUAGAAUGUUUUUUCGAAGUGUGACUGCGAAUGCCACCGAGAAGGUAUUCUUCUUCCUGGUCAGGUGGCAAAGAGGCUGCUGAAUUUUUGCAUACGGCAGCAGGUAGAUCACAGCAGUAGCUAAACAUGGAUGAACCCAAGGCGGCUACGAAGGCGGCCAAGGAAAAGUCCCAGGGAUCGCGGAAGCUGUUUAGGAGUCGGUCCCUGAAAUCGGUUGGGAAUUUUAUGCAGAGGAUACUAAAGACUUUAAACAGUUUGUCUCACCUGGGAGACAGGGACCAGGAUGUGGAAGAUGAUGACGGAGGCUUUAAGCCCAAAUCUCGCCAAAGAGAUGGGAAAGGGUCUGCACAGGAGGAUUUUAGACUUGUUCAAGGAGGGGACAGCAACAACAACUUGGGCAAAACUCAGGUGCCAGCGAGAUGCCAGGAUAGGCUCUCCUGGAGCUCGGACGAGAAGGUGCCUGGAGUACAGGGUUUAAAAAAUCAUGGGAAUACCUGCUUUAUGAACGCCGUAGUCCAAUGUUUGAGCAACACGGACCUGCUGGCAGAAUUCUUGGGAAUGGGCCAGUACCGAUCAGAAUUUGAUAGGAUUAAAAUGAAUGGAGAGGUAAUAAGGGAACAAGCACCUGAACCUUCACCAACUAACAGGGGGGAAAUCACGGAGACAUUGGCAUCACUGGUGAGGGGACUGUGGACCCUGGAAUAUACCCCGAACCUGUCAGUGGAAUUUAAGAAUGUUGUCUCUAAGUAUGGCUCACAGUUUCGGGGUAAUUCUCAACAUGAUGCCCUGGAAUUUCUGCUCUGGCUGUUGGACAAAGUCAACGAGGAUCUUAAUUCUUCCAAUGGUGAGAACUCAAAAACGCAGGCCAAGCCUCCACCUGCUUCUGAGCAGAGACCAACCAGCCCCUCACACUCCCUGCCUGCAGCUGGGGCGCAGAGCUUUGUGGAAGAACACUUCCAAGCACAGUACAGAUCAUCACUCACCUGCCCUCACUGCCAUAAACAGAGUGACACAUUUGACCCCUUCUUGUGUGUCUCAUUGCCCAUCCCCCUACGUCAAACCAGGGCCCUGAAUGUCACACUAGUCUUCCAAACCAAACAGCAAAGAUUCCUUCGCAUUGGCUUGGCCGUGCCGCUCUUUGGGACCGUGGCAUCUCUGAGAAAGAUGGUAGCAGAUGAAGGAAAGGUGCCACCCAACCAGGUGAUCCUGGUCGAGCUGUUUUCUAGUGGUUUCCAGCGAUCCUUCUCUGAUGAGGAAGAUCUGAACACUAUCGCGGAGGGUGACCCGGUCUAUGCCUUCCAGGCUCCUGUCCCUUUACCCAAAACAGGAGGCAAUUCUCGUCCCUCAGGGUAUCCCCAAAGCCUCCCAUCCUCCCCACGUUACCCCGAUGCAGGAGCACAGAAAUUACCUGAAGCGGGUUCUGUUUCUUCUGAGUUCCUUGCUCAAAACUCUAAGAUCCUCAUUCUCUUGUGCAACACAGAGAGAGCCAGUCAACAGACAGACAGCUUUAAUAGGUUUGGGCCGCCCUUGCUAAUGAAAGAGGAAAGGACCAUGUCCUGGGACCAGCUGCAGCUAGGGAUUCUGGGCAAGAUUCGUUACUUGAUGAAGAAUGAUGCACAAACCACGCAGAACGGAUCAGCCCUUUUCCGUAUUCGAGUAGUAGGAGGACCAGCUAAUAGCAGUUACCUCUCUCCAAAAGAUGCACGACCUCUACAACACCCUGCAGUUGAUCGGGCUCUGCAGAUGAGUGGUGCCGGUGGACCUCCCCAUGUAAAGUUGGCAGUAGAAUGGGACUCUAAAACCAAAGAGCGGUUGUUUGGUCCUAUCCAGGAGGAAGUUGUUCAAGAUGCAGAGUCUGUAAGAUCCCAACAACUGGACCACCAGCAGCAGAGCUGCACCCUGGAUGAGUGCUUUCAGCUGUACACCAAGGAGGAGCAGUUGGCACCAGAUGAUGCCUGGAGGUGCCCGCACUGUAAGGUCCUGCAGCAAGGAACUGUCAAGCUAAGCCUUUGGACCCUCCCAGACAUUCUCAUAGUCCACCUUAAGAGGUUUCGACAAGUUGGGGGCCGCAGGAACAAACUGUCCACCCUGGUCAGAUUCCCUCUCUUUGGAAUGGACAUGACUCCACAUGCAGUAAAGAGGGGCCAGCGACAGAAGAGCAUGUUGAGCCCAUGGGCAUCUUAUCAGAUGGAGAAUGGACAGCCGGGUGUAUUUUAUGAUCUAUACGCUGUGUGCAAUCACCAUGGAAGUCUACAGGGUGGGCACUACACAGCUUACUGCAGGAAUUCGCUGGAUGCCCGCUGGUACAGCUACGAUGACAGUAAUGUAGAGCAUGUUGAGGACGACGAUGUGUGCACCCGUGGAGCCUACCUCCUCUUUUACCAGAAGAGGAAUACAAUCCCAGCUUGGUCUGCCUGCAGCUCUGUCAGAGGUUCCACUUCCUCCUCCAUGUCUGAUCACUGGGCCCUCAGGCUGAACGGCAGCAAGAGAGAGAGUGUGGUUUCCCGCACUGCCACCAGCUGCUCUCCUGUGCCCCAAACACUGGACUCCCCAGUCGACCUUAAUAAGGAAACACACUCAGAGAAUGAUGUUGGUUCAGAGUCAUUUGUGCGUGGAGUGAAGGGACGCAGUGCAAGUAUGAAGGUGUCAUCAGCCACGAAGCUAAAAUUGAGCAUCAGUAAAGCAAUGCCUCUACGAUGGUCGUUUGGAUCAAAAGACAAGUCAAAACGUGGGUCUGGUGAACUGAUAGAGUAUUUGGAAUCUGGAAGAAGACCCAAAUAUACCAAUGAAUCCAUUGUCCCACUGAUGACCAAUGCUGAAAGCAAAGCCAGAGGAACUCAGCCAAAGUCUAACCCUUCAAAAGACCCCAAUGCCAAUGGCACAACUCCAGUGAGUUCUACUGGAAGUCCGUCUGGGACAGUAACAUCUUCUUCCAAAACAGACACACUCAGGGGAAAGCCAAAGGAGAAGGUGAACCUUCAAGAAGGUACCCAGACUGGAAGAAAAGAAGGAUUUAUGCAGACAAACACCAGAGAUGCAAAAUCAUCUGGAGAUAAUCCAUCACCAGCAAAACAAUCAGGGAAAAAGGGAGAUAAUAACCAAAGAAGCCUUAGUAAAGAUAGGGACAACAGGAGGACAUCAUCAUCUGAGGCAGAAGGACAGCAAGCAGCCAAGUUCACUAAACCGAGGUCAAGUUUUGGGAAGGAGUCCAGGAAGCCAUGUGGACCUGAAAAUGCCAAAAUAUCCGAGCUUCCUAAUGGUGUGUCCAGGACUUCUUUAGAUAAUGGGGUGCUGGGUGACAGGCGGACUAGUGGUACAAUGCCAAGACGUCACAAAGAGGACCUGAUCAGUGACAAAUCAAAGGCUGAAAUCAGACGAGCUCAGAGCUCAUCCAAUGUCCAGAACAAGGUGGAAUGGACUUUAAAGAGGUCCACCUCUCUCCACAAAAAUGGGAGUGCUUCCACCCAGCUGCCCGUACAAGGGUCUACAGACAAGGUGUUGUCCGGCACACUGCAAAGAAUGAGGUACCAGACGUCCUCUUUGGGCAGGAAGAAAUCUGUGCCUGAAUCAAGCUUCUAGGAGAGGGCUAUAGUGCAAGGUUCACGAUUUCCAUUUUUAUGGUGAUUUUCAAAUCGUGAAUUGACAGGAACUAAGUUCUUUAUAGGGAACAUGAAGGCACAUUCACCAAGGUCUUAUUGAAAUUUGUGAAAUGAUGGAUAUUUUAAUACACAAGUACAAAAUACAUAGACUUUCAAACACAAGAUGCCCUCUAGUGCCCUGUGCGUGUAUGUACACAAGUUCUAAAGUCUUGAUAACCCACAUACACCCAUGUAUAUUUUGCAUACUGGAAAAUACACAAAGAUCCAGUCACACAGAAAAACAGAAUCAAUGUUACCAAAAUCUUCUCAAAUCUUCGAAUAAUGUGUCCCGAAUAAGGCUGGGUAAAAACUCACGUUUCACAUUACAGUGAACUUCUUUGCUAUGGCUCUUUAACCCAUAAAAAUGUGUUCACUUCAGUUCUCUCUAUUAACUUAAUGUGAUAAUGGACUGAAAUGGUUGAUGCAAGGAAGCAAAAAUUUCAUAUUUGUAUUUUUGCCCAACCCUAGUCAGAAAUUAGUGGACAAGAUAAAAAAAAAUGUCACUGAAUGAUUUAAUUCCUGCACAUUUUUUUGUCUUCCAGUAUAGAUGAGUGAUGGAAGCCUUUGUGGCUAUAAAGUCGUGUAUUCAUUAAAUAGUGAGAGAUCCUGGAGAUGUGUGCAAUUUCAGUGAUCAGGGGCUUAUAAACACUUUACUUAACCACAUGAAGGGAUAUUCCUUAAAAUGAAAUUUAAAAUUUACAAGGGAAUUGCACAUACAAGCCAAAAUAGCCAACUUCGAAAACCUCUCGAAUUUGGCUAACGCUGUUUUGUUAACUCACUGUUUAAUGGAUAAACCACUCGGUACUAAAACUCCCUUGGCCCGGGUUCUCCAUGAAGUGUAGCAUUGCCCACUUACUGCCAUAAGUUCAUCCUCCAUAACUGCAUGGUAUUCCAUUUUCUUUUUAGAGUUUUGAGUGAUUCUAAAUAAGCUGCAGAAAGGUUAUUCCCGAACAGCGAAUUGUAGUAAAUUUAAAAACCCAAUUGCAACAUUUAAACAAGAAAAACCAUGUUGGCUUACUUCAACUUGUCUAUGUUAAACUAAAUUUCCCAGUUUUGAUUUCUUUUUUACAUUAUUUGAUGUUUAGUGAAUACAUUCCAUUCUGUCUGGUGUGUUCACCAAGCGAGGAUGUGUGAAAAGGAAUUUCAAAUUUAAGGCCAGAUCAUCCAAAUUAGAAAAUGAAUCCACACUUCUCAGUUUAUGGUAUAGACCCCCUAGGUUAAGUAACAAUAAAUAUUUUUUUUUUCUUAUAAAAUUGGAACUUUUUUGGUGGGGUAUUGAACUGUGCAGUUUUCAGAAUUGGGUAUUGGUAGGGGAAAAUGGUAUCAGUAUGUACAUAAAAGCAUUACAACAAAAUUAACUAUUAACACACAUCUUGUUCGCCCACACACACAUUUUUUUUGUGUUGUUUUUUAUUUUUUUUGGUGUGAAUUAGGUACACCAUAUGUGUGGGGCAUAAUUUAGACCAUAGCUGGUCCACAGCCACAAGUAUCACCAUAACAUAGGGAGUCUAAUUGUUUAUCCCCAGCUAUCCAUGGACCACAAUACCACAUCAUUCUGACCGCCUUGAAAAAUUAGGAUGGUGUUUUUCAGCAGCACGAAGAGAUCUGGAAUUAGACGC
Molecule: messenger RNA, 5743 nt
Organism: Pelobates fuscus (common spadefoot toad)
Lineage: Eukaryota; Metazoa; Chordata; Amphibia; Anura; Pelobatidae
Gene: USP43
Product: ubiquitin specific peptidase 43
Exons: 15
Coding region: 613-4065 (1150 amino acids)
Biological process (GO): protein deubiquitination
Molecular function (GO): cysteine-type deubiquitinase activity
Source: RefSeq, a predicted model, not a curated record